GCCGCAGGGCGGGGAGCGGGGGGAGCGCUGCGGUUCCAGAACAUCCUGUGCGAGCGUGGGGAGCCAUAAAAGGCUCAGGGAUGGGAUGGGGAACGCCGGGAAUUCGCACGCACGGCCCCGAGGAGGAGCCCAGCUGGGGAAACCCUCCCCGCCCUGAGUGCCCUACAUCUUCCAGCAGCGCCUAAAGCUGGAUUUACGCGGAUUUUUUAUUUUCCCUCCUCUUCCCACGCAGCAAUUCCCAGCCCCGGCUGCUCCCAGCGCCGCUCGCAGCCCGGCGGGGAGUGGGAGGAAAGGGAUGCUCGGAGGAUUUGGGAAAAUCCGGAGCAUUUCCAGCCAUGCUCCACCUGGCGAGGCGGCUCCGGAGCUACUCGGUCUCUUCGUGAGCUGCUGAAGCAGCUCUGGAGCCGCGGGGUUGAUGGAGAGGCGCUGACAGAGCCCCGCUCGCCAUGGAGCUGCCCAGCACCAAGGAGUUCCAGUGGAAAUCCCUGGCGCCGCUGCCCAGCCGCAGGGUUUACUCCACGCUGGGGGGGGGGGGGGGGGGGGGGGGGGGGGGGGGCGGGCAGGUCUUCGCCGUGGGCGGCUGCGACGACAGCGGCGCGCCCGUGGAUUCCUUCGAGGUUUACAGCCCCGAGGCCGAUCAGUGGGCGGCGCUGCCCCCCAUGCCCACGGCCAGGGCCGGCGUGGCCGUCACCGUGCUGGGCAAGCGGAUCAUGGUGAUCGGCGGCGUGGGCGGCCGGCAGCAGCCGCUGAAGGUGGUGGAGAUGUACAACACGGACGAGGGGCGCUGGAGGAAGCGCAGCUCGCUGCGAGAGGCGGCCAUGGGCAUCUCGGUGACGGCCAAAGAUUACAGGGUGUACGCAGCGGGCGGGAUGGGCUCGGACCUGCGGCCCCACAACUUCCUGCAGCACUAUGACGUGCUCAAGGACAUCUGGGUGUCCCUGGCUGCCAUGCCCACCCCCCGCUACGCCGCCACCUCCAUCCUGAGGGGCUCCAAGAUCUACGUGCUGGGGGGGAGGCAAUCCAAGUACGCCGUCAACGCCUUCGAGGUCUUCGACACGGACACGCGCUCCUGGACCAAAUUCCCCAACAUCCCCAACAAAAGAGCCUUCUCCAGCUUCGUGCCCACCGAGGAGAAGCUCUUCAGCCUCGGGGGGCUGCGGCAGGGCCGGCUCUACCGGCAGCCCAAGUUCAUGAGGACGGUGGAUGUGUUCGACCUGGAGCAAGGUGGGUGGAUGAAGAUGGAGCGCUCCUGCUACCUGAAGAAAAGGCGAGCAGACUUCGUGGCCGGCUACCUGCGAGGCAGAGUUGUGGUGGCUGGGGGCCUGGGGAACCAGCCGACUGUGCUGGAGUCGGCAGAGGCUUUCCACCCCGACAAGAACAAGUGGGAGAGCCUCCCCCCCAUGCCCACCCCGCGCUGCGCCUGCUCCAGCAUCGCCCUGAGGGAUUGUCUGCUGGCCGUGGGCGGCGUCAGCCAGGGGCUCAGCACGGCCGUGGAGGCUCUGUGCCUCUCUGAUUCCUGACUGGAACCUUCCUGGAGGAAAACCCCGCCUGGAGCAGGUCCCUGUGCCUCUCUGAUUCCUGACUGGAACCUUCCUGGAGGAGGAUCUCACCUGGAGCAGGUCCCUGUGCCUCUGAUUCCUGACUGGAACCAUCCUGGAACAGGUCCAUGUGCCUCUCUGAUUCCUGACUGGAACCAUCCUGGAGGAGGAUCCCACCUGGAGCAGGUCCCUGUGCCUGGCUGUCCCCAGCAGUGGCACUGGGGACAGCGCUGGCAGCUCCCAGGAGAACAGUCCUGCUGCUGUAGGAGCCUCCAGAACCACAUCCAGGGAUUCUGGUGCCUCCCUGCCUGGCACUCACCCCCAUGAGGAACCCCCACCCUGGCCAGGGGUCCCCUCCCGUCACUGUUGCAUCUCCACGGGGACAGCCAGACACAGGAACUGCUCCCCAAAUCUCCAUGGGGACAGCCAGACACAGGAACUGCUCCCCAAAUCUCCAUGGGGACAGCCAGACACAGGAACUGCUCCCCAAAUCUCCAUGGGGACAGCCAGACACAGGAACUGCUCCCCAAAUCUCCAUGGGGACAGCCAGACACAGGAACUGCUCCCCAAAUCUCCAUGGGGACAGCCAGACACAGGAACUGCUCCCCAAAUCUCCAUGGGGACAGCCAGACACAGGAACUGCUCC
This is a messenger RNA of Ficedula albicollis (Collared flycatcher), 2184 nucleotides long. It is a transcript of the gene KLHDC8A, whose product is annotated as kelch domain containing 8A. Gene Ontology annotation, molecular function: protein binding. NCBI's taxonomy places the organism in Eukaryota, Metazoa, Chordata, Aves, Passeriformes, Muscicapidae. The record is from RefSeq and is a predicted model, not a curated record.